AUGUCUGCCAGCGCCUAUGACCGACACAUUACCAUCUUCUCCGACAAUGGUCGACUAUACCAAGUCGAAUAUGCCUUCAAGGCCAUCACCGCAGCGAACAUCAUGUCAGUAGGCGUCCGAGGAAAGGAUUGCGCUGUCGUGCUGUCGCAAAAGAAGGUGCCGGACAAGCUCAUCGACCCCACGUCGGUCUCGCACAUCUUCCAGAUUUCUCCAUCAGUCGGCUGCGUCAUUACGGGCUCCAUUGCCGACGCCAGGGCAUUUGCCCAGAGAGCCCAGGGUGAGGCCGCUGAGUUCCGAUACAAGUUUGGGUACGAGAUGCCUGCCGAUGUGCUUGCCAAGCGUUUGGCCAACAUCAGCCAAGUAUACACGCAGAGAGCAUACAUGCGUCCCUACGGUGUUGCUACAACCAUCAUUUCCCUCGAUUCCGAGUUUGGCCCUCAGCUCUACAAGUGCGAUCCUGCCGGAUAUUACAUUGGAUACAAGGGCACCGCAGCUGGUCCUAAGCAACAGGAGGCCUUGAAUCACCUGGAGAAGAAACUGCGCAACAAGGAUUGUGCCGAGGGCACGUGGGAGGAUGUUGUGGAGCUGGCCAUCACAACAUUGAGCACAGUCCUGAGCAUGGAUUUCAAAAAGGGGGAGAUUGAGAUUGGCAUCUGCGGCGGUCCUCGUACUGAUGGAAAGGAGGGUACCAAUGCGGCUUUCCGGAUGCUCACCGAGGACGAGAUUGACGAGAGACUACAAGCCAUUGCGGAGAAGGAUUAG
Messenger RNA from Metarhizium brunneum ARSEF 3297, 762 nucleotides. RefSeq names its product Proteasome subunit alpha type-6 (gene Psma6). Gene Ontology annotation, biological process: ubiquitin-dependent protein catabolic process; proteasomal protein catabolic process. Gene Ontology annotation, cellular component: proteasome core complex; nucleus; cytosol. The record is from RefSeq and is a predicted model, not a curated record. Lineage: Eukaryota; Fungi; Ascomycota; Sordariomycetes; Hypocreales; Clavicipitaceae.